AACAGCACCACAUAUUGCACGCAAUGCACUGUAACAGACCCAAAUCCUACAACGCAGCGACAUGUUCUGGUUGCACAACACCAUCGUCCAACUUCGAAAGAAACCACCGAUAUCAUCCAAAUGCACCCAAGAUCAAUCGUCCGGAUAACUCGGAAUGCUGCUAAGCCCUCGGUUACGCAGCGAUGGGGCUACAAAUGGUUUGAUCGAUCGCCAAGUCUUGAGAGCUUUCGCCAUCCCACACGUGUCAUUUAACUGGAGCUUCUUGUACGGCGUAUCCGUAGAUGCAGCGGGCGCACGCGUCAACUACUGAAAGUGAGUGAGUUUUGACGGGGGGGAGGGGGGAGGACUCAACUCACUCAAAACACCAAAACCGCAAAACACACAAAUCAUGAGGAAAUUCUUCAGGGAAGCAAAGCAAAAGAUCGAGGCCGAGAUCGCCUCCAUCACCGGCGACGAUGAACCCCAACAGCAGCAACAGCAGCAUUACCCCCCUCAACCACCGCAUCAGGGGUUCGAGCGAGCGGUAUUUGCUCACUUCAUGCUGAGCAAUACGUGUGAAUACACCGUCGACGAAUACAAAGUCGACAUCGGCCUAGCCCAGCAAGCGCACAUUGACGCCUUUGUCCUCAACUUUGGCAUCCACGAGGAAGCCAUCGUCAAGCUCCCCGACAUCUUUGCCGCGGCGGAGCAGACGGGCUUUAAGCUGCUCUUAUCCUUUGAUUAUGAAGGCGCAGGAGCAUGGCCCAAGGAGCGCGUAAUCGAAAUCGUCAGCAGAUUCGGCCCCUCACCAGCCUACUUCAGACGAGGCCAUCAACCCAUCGUCUCAACGUUCGAAGGCGUCGGUAACGCAGCCGACUGGCAUGAGAUCAAGGCCGCGACGAACUGCUUCUUCAUCCCCUCCUUUUCUUCCAUCGGCGCCGACAACGCCCUCAAGACGGGCGUCACCGACGGCCUCUUCAGCUGGGCUGCCUGGCCCCACGGCAACGCGCGCAAGAUGGACGAGGGGCUCGACGCAUCGUACCGGCACGCCCUCGGCCCCCACCGGCCCUACAUGGUCGCCGUAUCCCCCUGGUUCUACACUAACCUGCCCACCUGGAACAAGAACUGGGCGUGGAAGGGGGAUGAUUUGUGGAAUGACCGGUGGAAUGAGAUUCUGGCCAUGAGGCCUGAAUAUGUGCAGAUUCUCACCUGGAACGACUUUGGCGAAUCGCACUACAUUGGCCCCCUCCACCCAAAACAGUUCGGCGCCUUCGAAUACGGCCAGGCCCCCUUCAACUACGUCCUCGACAUGCCCCACGACGGUUGGCGCCUCCUCCUCCCCUUCCUCAUCGACCUUUACAAAUACGGCACGGCCACCGUCCGCCGCGAGGGACUCGUCACCUGGUACCGCCUCCACCCGGGCCACGCAGGCGACGCCGGCGGCACCACGGGCAACACGAGCUCCCACGGCCAGGAGCUCUUCCACCCGUCCGAGAUCAUGGAGGACAAGAUUGUCUUCUCGGCGCUGCUGACGGGUCCCGCGCAGGUCACGGUCAGCGUGGGCGGGGUUGCGGAGGAGGCCGGGUGGGAUGAUGAUGGGGUUCCUCGGGGGGGUGUCGGUGUGUAUCAUGGGAGUGCGCCGUUUAAUGGUCGGACUGGUGAGGUUGUCGUGACUGUGCACCGCGGUGGAGAUGUUGCUGCGCAGGUGCAGGGGCGGCCUAUUACGACCGAAUGCCAUCAUGGAGGAAUGAAUAAUUGGAACGCGUGGGUUGGCGCUGCCAACUCUCAUGUGGAAACAUAUGCCGUUGCGCAUCUGGGGUAGGCUAGCAACCAAUGGAGAAACCGUGUAGUCCAUCCAGUUGUUGACUUCGGGGCCCAUCCGACGUGACGAGUGUAGAUGCAAGGGAAACGCUGAGGUGGAGAGAGAGUUGCGAUGACAGGCACAGUAAAACACAUAUUCGUGGUUCAGAGUCUUUUAGGUUUCCACACACACGUGGUGUGCGACCAGGUAUUAUUCACAAACAGACCCUGAAAAAAGAAGAGCUGCAUCUGCUGCGCUGUGUCGCCGUGCAGAUGAGGGGGGAUCCU
Molecule: messenger RNA, 2067 nt
Organism: Colletotrichum godetiae
Lineage: Eukaryota; Fungi; Ascomycota; Sordariomycetes; Glomerellales; Glomerellaceae
Product: family 71 glycosyl hydrolase
Exons: 4
Coding region: 389-1801 (470 amino acids)
Molecular function (GO): glucan endo-1,3-alpha-glucosidase activity
Source: RefSeq, a predicted model, not a curated record